This is a messenger RNA of Phycomyces blakesleeanus NRRL 1555(-), 1173 nucleotides long. RefSeq lists its product as hypothetical. The record is from RefSeq and is a predicted model, not a curated record. The transcript has 4 exons. The coding region runs from base 1 to 1173 and encodes 390 amino acids. Lineage: Eukaryota; Fungi; Mucoromycota; Mucoromycetes; Mucorales; Phycomycetaceae.
AUGAGUCCAGCAAUCGCCACAAAAGACAAGGCAGGAUCGAUUCCAAAAGUCACAAGGACUACCCAAAAGAUCACAAAGACCACAAAGACUGUAGCAAAGAGUGUGACCCCAAAGACCGCUACCGAAACUACCGAAACGAUCAAAACCACCACCACCGCCGCAGACUCCACUGACAAGAAUGUCAAAAAGACACUGUCAAUUAAAAAGAAGGCUGGAACACCAGUAAAGAAACCAAUUGGAAAAGCAAAGGAGACAAAAGAAGAUGUCGCUGCCGAUGGUAGUGCUAGUGAUAAACCAAAAGCAGGACCCAAAAAGACAAUUGUAUCCAAGAAACCAAUCGAGGCACCCAAGAAACGUCUCACACCUGCCGAAGCUUUGUUGAAGUCAAUGACAGCCAAGAAGGCAGCCAAGGAUGCAUUGUUGAAGAACAGUGCUCCUACUCUUCACAUGACUUUUGAUGACGAGGGAAAUGAGUCGAUCGUAGAACCCGUAAAGAAAGAACAAGAAAAAGCAGUAAAGGAUGAUAAGAGAAAGACAGCAGCAACAACAGUGACAAAGAAGCGCAAGUUGGAGACCAAAGAAGAAAUUGAGGCUAAAAAAGCCAAGGUUGAUGAAUCGCUAAAGGAGAUCCAGGCAUCAGUAGAAGAGCAAAAGAAGAAGAAGCCAAAGAAGCCAAAGACACCAAAGGCACAAAAGGCUGCUAAACCAGUAAAAGAGAUUAAAGAAGAGAGUCUUGGAAAGAAAGAAGAAUCGCUUGUCUACCUAAGAUUGUUCUGUGCUGAUAAAUCUUCAUGGAAGUUCCGUAAAGUACAGCAGAUCUGGUUAUUACAGCAUAUUUAUGACACUGAACAAAUUAAUGACGAUGAUUUCAAACUCUUACUGGAGUACCUUAAAGAUUUACAGGGAAUGGCACGAAAGAACUUAUUGGUAGAAGCACAAAAGAUCUGCCAGACUUCUACAGUCAGUCAAUCGUUGACUGGUUAUGUGGAUACUCAAAACAACGAUGAUGAUGAUGAUGAUGAUUUUGAUGCCGAGAAGCUUUUGGCUAGAUCCGCAGCACAAGUGGAAAAACCCGCACAAUCAUUAGAGGAACCUAAAGAAGGUGAAGACGAUGAUGAAGAAGAAGAGUCAAAGAUAGAAAGAGCAAAGGCAAUUGUUAGAGUAUUGCUUUAA